Aspergillus calidoustus is the source of this 708-nucleotide messenger RNA. The record is from the annotation of a GenBank genome assembly. NCBI's taxonomy places the organism in Eukaryota, Fungi, Ascomycota, Eurotiomycetes, Eurotiales, Aspergillaceae.
AUGCACCGAGUUGUGUGUUUGACGGGGGCAGCAAACGAGGCGCAGGCGGCCACGGCCAGCGAGUACCUCUUAAAAACAUGGCCUACAACCGGGCAGGACGUAGUCUCUUUAGCAGAGCAGCUUAUUGCCGCAUCGCAAGGGGAAAGUGUGCAGUAUCAGAUUCCUGAACCGCACCGUGCGGAUAUUCUAGUGUCGGUUCGGCAAGAUUCAGUUUGCCCGAUCACUAUAACCGGCCGCCCGUCCCUUGUGGCGGAAAUUAUAGAAGAGCUCGCAUGGCUGACCUCAGCCUUGAGCACAUCUCCUCCUCAUCAGGACGUCACGACCAACGACAUCACCGUCAUUGUCCCUCGGGCAGCGGAUCUUUCCAUCACCAGCAGCGAAGAUUACACUUCGGUUGUAAUGAGAGCCUCAUGCCGUGUAAGAUUCGCGUCCGAAAGGCUAGCGAUUGACACUGCCACUAACGGAUUUUGCUGGAGCUCGCUGCUGGACAGUGCCACUAUGGUCAGUGGGUAUCCAAUCCUAAACAGAGAUGAAUACGUCAGAAAGUCUGGCCUGGAGGUGACACUUGUGAUAAUGUCACACCUCAUCGGGUCCAACGAGUUAGUCAAAUUCGAUGAUAUGAUUAUCCUGAAAGGCUCCAGCAAGCUACUGGUCACCACCUCGAUCACAGAAAGCACGGUUACCUGGCAUCUACUUUCUCGAAGAUGA